AUGGAGGAGGAGCUGGCGUGGGAGACCCACGGCCUGCUCCCUCUGGAGCGGCAGCUGCACGAGGCCGCCCGCCGGAACCACGUCGGGAGGAUAAAGGAGCUGAUGAGGAGGAGAGUGAACGUCAGGGCCAGAAACCACGCGGGCAGAGUGGCCCUGCACUGGGCCGCAGGCGCGGGGCACGAGCAGGCGGUGCGGCUGCUCCUGGAACACGAGGCGGCUGUGGACGACGAAGAUGCGGUAGGGGGCCCCUCCCAGGGGCACGUCUGCUUCGGGAUGAAUGCGCUCCUCCUGUCUGCCUGGUUCGGUCACCUGCAGAUCCUGCAGAUCCUGGUCCACUCCGGGGCCAAGGUCCACUGUGAGAACAAGGACGGCCUGACCUUGCUGCACUGCGCGGCCCAGAAAGGCCACGUGCCUGUACUGGCAUUCAUGAUGGAGGACCUGGAGGACGUGGCCCUGGACCAGGCGGACAAGCUGGGCAGGACAGCGUUCCACAGGGCUGCUGAACACGGGCAGCUGGAGGCUCUGGACUUCCUCGUGGGCUCUGGCUGUGACCACAGUGUCAAAGACAAGGAGGGGAACACGGCGCUUCACCUGGCUGCCGGCCGAGGCCACGUGGCGGUGUUGCGGCGGUUGGUGGAACUGGGGCUGCACCUCGAGGCCAGGACCGCGGAAGGGCUGACCGCGCUGCACGCGGCUGCGGAAGGCGCCCACCCCGACUGCGUGCAGCUCCUCCUCCGCGCCGGCAGCGACCCAAACGCCCUCACCCAGAAGAAGUGGAGCUGCCUGCACUAUGCAGCCCUCACGGGCUCCGAGGACGUGUCCAGGGCUCUGAUCCACGCGGGAGGCUGCACCAACGUGGCAGAUCACCAGGGUGCCUCGCCCAUGCACCUCGCCGUGCGGCACAACUUCCCCACCCUGGUCCAGCUCCUCAUCGACGCCAACGCCGACCUGGACGCCACCGACAACAGGCAGCAGACGCCCCUGCACCUGGCCGCCGAGCUCGCCUGCCAGGAGGUCGCCGAGCUGCUCCUGGUCGCGGGGGUUGACCUGAGCCCGAGAGAUAAGCAAGGAAAAACCGCCCUGGCCGUGGCCGCCCGCGGCAACCACGUCAGCCUGGUGGACAUGAUCAUAAAGGCUGAUCGCUUCUACAAAUGGGAGAAGGAGCGCCUGUCGUGCAGGGACCCCCGGGAGCCACCAAGGAAGAGCCUGACGUUCAGGCAGGACCAUCGGCAGGAGACACAGCAGCUGCGCUCUGAGCUGUGGUGCCUGGCAUCCAGGCGUCUGCGGCCCCACGAGUGGAAGAGGCUGGCGCGUGCCUGGGAGUUCACCGAGGCCCAGCUGGACGCCAUCGAGCAGCAGUGGACAGGCACCAAGAGCUACCAGGAGCACGGCCACCGGAUGCUGCUCAUCUGGCUGCACGGCGUGGCCAUCGCCGGCGAGAACCCGGGCAGAGAGCUGUUCGAGGGCCUCGUGGCCAUUGGCAGGCGGGACCUGGCGGAAAGCACGAGGAAGAAGGCAAACGCAGAGCCACGUGGCCCCAGGACGUGCGCAGCCAUGUGACUGGAGG
Molecule: messenger RNA, 1567 nt
Organism: Lepus europaeus (European hare)
Lineage: Eukaryota; Metazoa; Chordata; Mammalia; Lagomorpha; Leporidae
Gene: ANKDD1A
Product: ankyrin repeat and death domain containing 1A
Exons: 15
Coding region: 1-1560 (519 amino acids)
Biological process (GO): signal transduction
Molecular function (GO): protein binding
Source: RefSeq, a predicted model, not a curated record